Molecule: messenger RNA, 666 nt
Organism: Strongyloides ratti
Lineage: Eukaryota; Metazoa; Nematoda; Chromadorea; Rhabditida; Strongyloididae
Product: Loss of heterozygosity 12 chromosomal region 1 protein
Exons: 1
Coding region: 1-666 (221 amino acids)
Biological process (GO): lysosome localization; positive regulation of anterograde synaptic vesicle transport; organelle transport along microtubule
Cellular component (GO): cytoplasmic side of lysosomal membrane; synaptic vesicle membrane; BORC complex
Source: RefSeq, a predicted model, not a curated record
AUGGGAAAUGAAAUAUCAGGAAAUAAUGGUACACCAAGUUCUUCCAUGUCUUUUUUUUCAUCUCGUUCACAAUCACAACCACCAGGAACAUCAACAAUGAUAACAGUAAAUAGAGGUGGAAAUAAUUUAAUGAAUCCUGAAAAUGAUCCAGAUGUUAUUAGAUUAAAUGAGAUUCCAAAAUUUUUACCAAUUAUGAAAGGUUCUGUACUAAAUACAUCAGUACCACAACGUGAUAUAUAUAGACAAAUAAAUCCUAAAUUAUUAUAUGAUAAAUUUUCUGAACUUCAUAUACGUAUGAAUGAAAAUGCACGUUUUAUACAAUCUGGACAAAAUGAAAUAUUUGGAAAUAUAAAAAAAGUUGACAAUGCUGUUAAAAGAAUAACCUGUGAAUUACGUUUACGUGAAAAUAAAUAUAAAAAAUUAGAUGGUGAAAUGCUUAAUCUUCAUUCUCUUCAACAAACUAUAGAUGAUAUUCAUAGAACGAUUGAAAAUUUAUGUGAAAAUAUAAAAGAAAUUAACACAUGUCUUAAUGAAAAUCAAAGACUUCCCCCAUUAGAUUUGAAUAAAGGUUUAAGGAGUACCAAUGAUAAUGAAAAUCCAUUAACUAAAAUUAAUCCCACAUUUGAACAUACUGUUGUAGAUGUUGUAGAAAAAAAAGAAAAAUAA